AUGAGUAAGAGACGCCUGUAUUCCGAACCGGCAUUACAGGUUCCUUCGAUGAGGGAAAGGAGAAUCAUAUCACUCUUCAUUCCAAAAGAUUUCUCUUAUGAAGAUACUGACGACGAUGACUUAAUGAGACUCCUGGAAGAUACUGUCAAAGAAAAUCAAACACUACUACAAGAAAACUUACUCUACCAUCAAUUUCUGGCACGUGUCGGUCAUUUGCAUCGUAAACUUGACAACAACGAUACUUUUGAAGAAGAGGAAGAAAUACAUGCUAAUCCUCCGCUUCUUUUGUCGAUAUCUGUUACUGAACAAAUGCGUAUUGCAGAAUAUGAAUGUGAUCAGUCAAGACGAGAUGUCGAAAAAAAGAUGUUGUAUCAUUUAUGGAGCAUAGACGAAAUGAUGUAUUUGGACAAACUAUUCGACGGAGAUAUUAAUAGUCAAAUAGCAAUGAUACGAGAAGUAGAAAAGCGUGUCAAUUUAUACAAAUUAAGAAUGGGUGAACCAGGCUUUAAUCCUAAUUUUAAAUUUUCUGGAGAGUUAGUCUUAGAUCAAAUUAAAAAACGUAUUCAUUCUCUUAUAAGUCUUAUUGGUAGAUUUAAGAUAAACUCCGCCGGUAUUAAACAUCGCAUUAAAUCAACAGACGAACGUAUUCGUUUAGUUGAUAAAUUACGAGAGACAACGGAUGAUGUUGAUGUACAAAUGGCUCACAAAAAAAAAUUGGACUUUAAGAACAAGGCUGAUAAUCUUCAUCGAAAACUCAUUGUUAGUAAAGCUCAUGUAUUCCUUCGUGUUCGAUGUCUUCAGAAAGCACGAGAAAAUCUUGAAAGCGAAACUUUGUUAUUAGAAGAAAUUAAAGAAAAAUGGUCAAAAAAUGAUAAAUUGAUUAAAAUGUAUAAAACAGAAAUCGAUCAAAUAACUCGUGAAAGCAUUGAUGUUCAACAAGAAAAUGAUUCACUUCGACGUAAUUUAUCAGAAAUAAAAAUCUCAUCAUCAAUUAUGAAUUACGUCAAACUAGUUCAACAUUUGAAAGAAAUAAAACAUGAAGCUGAUAUUUAUACAAAACGCGUUCAAAUUGGUGAAGUAAGCCGCACGAUACAGAAAUAA
Didymodactylos carnosus is the source of this 1101-nucleotide messenger RNA. The record is from the annotation of a GenBank genome assembly. Lineage: Eukaryota; Metazoa; Rotifera; Eurotatoria; Philodinida; Philodinidae.